GACCAUGCACAUCCACCGAUACACCCGGUUCGCUGUGGCGAGCGUGGCCAAUUCAAUGACGAGUCGUGGCGCGUUUACGAGCUCAUCACCCGACACUUUUUGGCAUGUUGUGCCCCCGACGCGCGAGGGAACCGAACAGAGGUGGAAAUAUCGAUCGCAGAAGAAGAGUUUGCAACCUCCGGAGAUAUAGUGCUUGACCGCGGCUGGUUGGAUGUUUAUCCUUACUCGAAUUGGGUCAACGACCCGCUCCCUCAGUUUCGAAACCAGGAGGUGGUGGCCUUCUCGUUGUUGGAGAUGGCGGAAUCCAGGACUCAGCCGCCUCCGCUGCUCAGCGAGGCAGACCUGAUUUCCCUGAUGGAUCGUGAGAAAAUAGGGACGGACGCAACGAUGCAUGACCACAUUCAGAAGAUACAAACCCGGACCUACGCCGUGAAGAACGCAGAUGGCCGGCUUGAGCCUUCGAGGCUAGGACUCGCCCUGGUUCAGGGCUACCAAAGGUUUGCGGCGGAAGAAGGCAUGGACCUGUCCAAGCCGAUCCUGCGAGCUCGCAUGGAGCGUGGGAUGGAAGCAGUGGCCGCAGGCCGACAAAGGAAGGAAGACUUCCUACAUGAGGCCUUGGACAUAGCUCAGCGAUGCUAUGCUGCUCUGGAGCGCAACGCCCCGGCCUUGGACCAUACACUCGGCCAGCACUUCUCGAGUCAACUGGACGUGGGACGACGUGCGCAAGUGGUGCAGGCGGCCUUUUCCAUGUGUCGCUGUGGUGCGAGCAUGGAGCUGCGCCGCCAUAUGCCGGGAGGUCCUCCUGGUGGCGGAGCAGUGCGUGGGCGAGCUCGGGGUCGCGGGCGAGCUGGGAGGGCAGGGCGAGGGCGAGGGCGAGCGCGAGCUGUCCGUGGUCGUGGGCCCGUACAGAGGGGCCGAGCUGCCGUGUCUCGACAAGAGCUCUUCCUCGUUUGUCCUAACGGCGCUUGCGGUGUCGUCCUGCGCCUCAGCUUGCGCAGUGACCAGACCCCUACAGCCUAUGGACACAUGUGCCCAAUCUGCGACUUCCAAGUCCUGAACAUUAAGAACGAGGAGACGCAGCGCAACCAUCAGCUGUGUCCUCACUGCUUCAACUAUGUCCCGCAAGUUGCAGACUUGCAGCAGGACGUCGAGCUCCAGCUGGAGCUGGAGGUGCUGCUGCGGCUGCUGCAGUCAUCGCUGCGGCUUUUUGAGUGCCGCUUGAUCGUGGUAUGGAGUCUCUGGUACGGACAUCGCGGUGAACACCAACACCUUCCCGUCCAAGAAUUCGGUUCGUAUGUGUCUAGCGAUGAAGCCAAGCUGUGCUGCUGA
This is a messenger RNA of Symbiodinium necroappetens, 1329 nucleotides long. Lineage: Eukaryota; Dinophyceae; Suessiales; Symbiodiniaceae. The record is from the annotation of a GenBank genome assembly.